AUGGCCCCGCUCUUGCCCCUGCGGCAACGCCUGUCCGCCCUCAUCCCUCGAACACCCGCGACUAUCGCCCACCUCUCGGUCACCUUCCUCGAAACCCUCGUCGACACAGUGGUCGUCGCACUCACGCUCAACAGCUUUGAGAAGCAUGUGUGGCAGCUGUUGAUGGAGCGGAGCGACAGGAGUGUCUUGCCGGUCUACCUUGCGCUGUUCGUUCUCGCUCACCUUACCCAGCUCGUCCUCGCCGUAGACGCCCUCGUCGCCAAGAACACGAUCCAAGUUGUCGCGCUCCUCAUCUUCAACACGCUCUUCCUCGUCUACUCCGCCAUUCAGGUCAGCUACACCAUUGCCAUGCCGCCAAGGAACACAAGACUGAUCGUUGUAUACGCGCCUCCGCAGAUCCACGAGAUCCGGCCGCUCGUCAACAGCCCCGCGCUCAAAGUACUCAUCUGGUUCAUCCCAGCCAUGAUCUCCCUCACCGAGGCCGUCUACAUCGUCACAAUCUGGCCAAUUUACCGCGAGUACGGCUGGCAGAUCUUCAAGACGCUUGGAGCGGACAGGAGGAUCAAGAAGUGCUAUGCGUGGUUCCAGGUGUUCAUCUGCAUCCUCAAGUUCGACUUCUUCUUUUUCGUCGCCUUUUCGCUGCAGCUCGUCUUCCUCGUUCCGACCCAGACUUCCGCCGAGCGCGGCCUGACGAUUGCCGCCCUCCCCGUCACCCUCGUCCUCCUCGUCCUCGGCUACUUCUCCAUCAAGCGUGAACACAAAGUCAUGGUCUACGUCUUCCUCGUCGGCUGCGCAGUCGGGUGCGCGUACUUUGUGUACAAAUUGUUCAUCAUUUACCGCGACCGCCAAACGGACUACCAGCUCGUCUUCAAGUCUCUCACGGUCUUCGCCGCUCUCUGCCUCUCUGCGUUGCUGGUAACAACGGCAACGGUCAUCAAGUGUUGGCUCAACUUUGGCUCUGGCUUGAAGUACCAGAUGUCGCGCGGCGAGAUCCUCCGCUCGACUUCGAAUCUCGACCUCAAGACGUCUCCACGACCCAUAGCAGAAGGCGACGAGUACCCUCUCGGGUCAAGAGACUACUACGCGCCGACAGGACGGAACAGGUUCCGCAUGUCGAUGGAUUGA
Molecule: messenger RNA, 1125 nt
Organism: Rhodotorula toruloides NP11
Lineage: Eukaryota; Fungi; Basidiomycota; Microbotryomycetes; Sporidiobolales; Sporidiobolaceae
Exons: 8
Coding region: 1-1125 (374 amino acids)
Cellular component (GO): Golgi apparatus
Source: RefSeq, a predicted model, not a curated record